AUGGCUAGAAAUAGAACAACCUCCAAGAAAAAUGUUCAAAGUAAACGCUUAAUAGACAGAGUGGUUCCCAUGGACAAGAUUAAAAAAGUUGGCGUAGCGAAAAAAAAAACCGUAGAACACACUAAAGAAGGAUUUAGCGUUGUCAACGGUAAGCUAGUAAGCAGCAAUGACGUCGGUGUACUGUUAAGAGAAGCACAGGGUGCUAUCGAUAAAAGAACUAAUGUUUCCCAAAGAAAUAGGAAAAAGGGAAUAAAGAAUAAUAGGCCCCACAAAGACAUAAACAGCAGUCCUGACUGGGGCAAUGCCCACAGAGGAACCGAUUGGCAGAGCGAAAAAGCAAACGGCAUGAACAGGGCCAAGAACUCUCGGAAUUUUACCACUAAUAUUAAAUUGCAGCGACAACAUUUUGGCGAAGAAAUACAAGGUGGCAGCCAGCUUGUGAUAUCUACAAAUUCAGAUGCUUCAGAUAAAUUGUUAAUGCUAUUCAACCUAACUUUGGGAGUAAACCAAGAAAACUUGAAAAAUGUUCUGGAAAACAUUUCUCAGGUGCAGAUAGCUCAAAUUAGGGUUAGAGACCUGCCUUCAGGAUCUGCCACCGCUAAGGUCCGUCUGGCAUAUCCUACAACACAGUCUUUGGAGAAGGUAAGAAAACUGUUCCAUGGCGCUCUAGUUGAUGGAAGGCGCAUCCAAGUGGUGAUUGCAUCUGAUGAAUCGUCCCACUUGUCGUAUUAG
Messenger RNA from Saccharomyces cerevisiae S288C, 732 nucleotides. RefSeq names its product mRNP network protein YHS7 (gene YHS7). Gene Ontology annotation, molecular function: nucleic acid binding. The record is from RefSeq and is marked reviewed. NCBI's taxonomy places the organism in Eukaryota, Fungi, Ascomycota, Saccharomycetes, Saccharomycetales, Saccharomycetaceae. Bases 1 to 732 code for a protein of 243 amino acids. The transcript has a single exon.